GGUAAGCUGGAUGAAAGAGCCCUCGCUACUAGUUUCGUGGAUCAUUUUGGCUCUCUCUCUCUCCAAGUUUAUGAGUUUCGGAGUUGUUAGAUUCAGCAGCGCUUUUAUUUUUCUGUCACAGAUCUCCAUCUCGAUCCCUAGCAAUCACUCGUGAAGAUCUUCGGAGAAAAAGCAUAUGAAAGCCGGGAAAAGAGCCUUAGCAACAUAAAGCAAACAGAAAAUGGUUGAAAGUUGUGCUCAGCGUAUCAAACGGAUGAGAACAGAGAAACAGCCUCUCAAGCUAUCUAGAGCAGAGAAAACAGAGACAUGGAACAUUGCAGAUGAAGAGGAUAUUUUUAUGGAAAUCAUGUCCCGUGUCGAUGUCAAAUCUAUCUUGUCUUCUAAGGCAGUUAGUAAGAAAUGGCAGAGAUCAAUUAGUAAUAAAUAUUUUCAUAAGUUUCUGUUAGAGAAAUGGGGGAAGAAUCCGUCAUUCAUAGCAUGUCCUAUUAUGGAGGCAGCAAUGAAGUUGUAUUUGAUGGAUGCAAAGAGUGUUGAACGUUGCCUCCUCCACACUAUUGAUCCAUCUCAAAGAAGCCAGAAGAACUUCAUGUACAUGAUCUCAUCCUUUAACGGACUCAUCUGCUGCUUGAAUUUGAUUUCUGUCGAAGACAACGUAGAAAGGAAGUUAUGUGAUCUGCAGAUAUGGAUAUGCAACCCUUGUACGAGGGAGACUCUCCUUCUUCCCCAAGGGAGACCAUCGUGUAACUUUGAGCCAAGUGUCGGAGUGGCUUAUGGCUCCGAGAUCGGUGAGUAUAGAGUUUUCCGUAUAUUCUGCGUUGGAAAGAAAAUUCCUGAAGAAAGGUUAGAUGUUGAGGGAUAUUAUGUUCGAGAAGGUGAAUUCAUUCCAAAAUACCGUUAUGCUUUAGCAUAUGAAUGUGAGGUGUAUUCAUCCAGCAGUGGUUAUUGGAAAAAUAUUGGCCCUGUGCCUUGUUUUCCAAUGCGUGCGGUAGUAAGGCCAUUCAGAACUGGUCAUAUCUUUGUUGGAGGUAAAAUAUAUUGGCUGGCUUCUUUAGCUGAGCCAGGUGAGAUCCUCUCAGUGGAUUGGGAAGGGAGAUUCAAUGUUAUAAACUUGCCCUAUGAAGAUGGUAAAGAGGGAGAAGAAAAUAUCACAGAUGGUACUUUUCUGGUAAAUUUUCAAGGAUCUCUCGCAUUACUUGUUAUACAUACAGGCUACAUGGAUGUAUGGGUUUGGAAAGGUAGUUGGGAACUUGUAUUGUGGGAUAAGAUUCUAAUCGAAGAUGACGAACUGGUUGUAACCGUAACUUCAUUCAAGAACAACAUCAUAUGCGUGACAGGGACACACUGGCAUAUAUAUGAUGUGAAGACAAGAAAGUGGAAGAAGAGAAUCCCUCUUAAUGGAUUUGUGAAUCCUGCCGUGUUUCCAUUCACCAAAAGCAUUCUUCCAUGUGAUGGUGGUGUGAACCUGUUGAAUUGAAGAAGGAAACAGCAAGAGUAUCGAUCUUCAAUGAUGGUAGGCAGGGAAUGUUGAAUUGAAGACGUUAUAUGUUUCUCUCAGUACUGCAACUUGAAUAUUGGUUUGGGAAUUAUGACUUUCUGGUUUGUGUUGGGUUUUAUCUUCCUUUUGAACUUGGUUUAUGAUGUUUCUGUUUUCAAGACUUUUCGUAAUAAGCUGUGUCUGUGAACAGAGUGUUUUUUAAACUAUAUAUUGUGAUAAACAUAAUUAUUAUUCUUCUGCUUUGAUUCU
Messenger RNA from Capsella rubella, 1744 nucleotides. Its product is annotated as F-box protein At5g07610. Lineage: Eukaryota; Viridiplantae; Streptophyta; Magnoliopsida; Brassicales; Brassicaceae. Bases 221 to 1474 code for a protein of 417 amino acids. Gene Ontology annotation, molecular function: protein binding. The record is from RefSeq and is a predicted model, not a curated record. The transcript has 4 exons.